CGUUUUCUCAGUUUGUUCAUCUCUCGCAAACCGAACGGACGUAUGUGCGCAACGUACGUGCCCGCGUCGAAUUGUUUUGUUUUAAAUUCUAACAGAUAAACCAUGUUAGCAUUGAAGAAAGCGAACGAAUAAAUUGCGAACCAACCAAUCAAGCUCCCGUAAGCGACAGCGAGUUUUUGCAGAAAAACGUCCGCUUUAUCACGCUGGAAUAACGUGCGAGCUUUAUACGCUGACCGUCGUGUCGUGUUUUUUGCCUGUUUGAAACGUUACUGGAAAGAAUUCCUGGAAGGUGCGCUGCGAGGAAGCACACUACGCUGUGUCUGUUACUCAGUGUGUGUGCGUGCGUGCGUGUGUGUGCCCGCUCCCGUGCGUAUGCGCUUGUGUGAGGCGCGUAAAAGUGAUCUGAUCUUUCAUGGUUGAGCAACAAAAAAAAUAGUGUAUACUCCAGCACAGCUGGAAUAAAGUUGGAAAAAAUCCAUUCAACCGGGUGAAAGUUCCCGAAGAUCGAUUCCCCCACAAUUUGGGCUUUUUUAGGUGCGUGUGAGCGCGUGUGUGUGUGUGUGCAUAUUUAACGCUGUGUGUGCGUGUGCAUGGUGCGGUCGAUUUUGCCGUAAAAUAAAAAUUGAUCUGUGCCUCGAAACAAAAAUAUCGAAUCGGAGCAACCAUCGAUAGUAGGCGCUUGUUUGAUUCGCUUGAUAUUUUAAUCACACAGCUAAAGAUAGUUCCAGUUGCUGACACCAGGCUGGUCGACGAUUCGUGUGCAGAAAGGAUCCUCGCGCCACAGUCAAAAUGAAUAAAUCCUGUGCCCGGUGCCAGAAGGUGGUCUACCCGAUCGAGGAGCUGAAAUGUUUGGACAAGACCUGGCACAAGACGUGCUUCAAAUGUCACGAGUGUGGCAUGACGCUGAACAUGAAGACGUACAAAGGAUUCAACAAACUGCCGUACUGUGAAGCACAUAUUCCUAAAGCCAAAGCUACGACGAUCGCGGAGACACCGGAGUUCAAGCGAAUCGCGGAAAAUACCAAAAUCCAAUCGAACGUCAAAUAUCAUGCGGACUUUGAGAAGCUGAAAGGAAAAGUGACGCAGGUUGCUGACGAUCCGGAAACGCUACGAAUCAAGCAAAACACGAAAAAUAUCUCCAACGUUGCCUACCAUGGCGAUCUGCAGAAGAAGGCCGCCAUGGAACGGCAGCGAGAGUGCACAGAAAUCAUCGACAGUAAAGACAACAACGAUCUAGAAUCGGAGUACUUUUCCGAGCAGCUGGCCGCAGAGUCGCUACCCCAUUAUCAGCCUCCACCACCGCCACCGGUCGUGGCACCGUCCGCAUCCGGUCCAACAUCACAACAGGUCAACAACAAUGGUGGCAUGGCUGUCGGACCAACCAACACCACAUCCCAGCAGGCCCAGAUCAUCUCCACCGCCAACAUUACCAAACACAACCAGGCCAACAGCUAUCAAGCAUCGCUUCAGCAGCAGCAGCAGCAACAACAUCAGCAGUAUCAGCAGCUGAACAAUAACAAGACAGGUGGCUAUUCACAUCAGCAACAACAACAACAACAACAGGGAGGAUAUCCUGCCGGUGCAGCAUAUCAUCAGCAUGCCACCAAUAAUGGUGCCGGCGGUUCGGUCGGUAAUGCUGAGCAUGUACGCCACUCGGUGCUUCAGAACUCAGCCACACCUUCUGGUGGAGGUGGUGGAGGUGCGGCAACGCAGAAGUACUACGAUCCGUAUGAUAACUAUGCCCGCCCCAACCCGACCGCCAACCAGGUGAACAACAAUGGUACUGCUGGUGCACAUAUGGGCAACAACAAUCAUCACUAUCAUCACAGUCAGCAACAGCAGCAACAGCAGCAGCAGCAACAGCAACAACAUUUACACCACCAUCAGCAACACCACGGUGGCAUGAUGGAUCAGCAACGUGCGAAUGGAUCAGCGGCUGUAUAUCAUCAGCAGCAACAACAACAGCAACAUCUGCACCAUGGUCAAACGAACAAUCAUCAUCAUCACCAUCAGCAAUCGGUUGAUCCAUAUGCACAACAACAGCAGCAGCAGCAGCAACAACGCUACAGUGCCAACAGUAACAGUCAGUACGGUGGAGCAAUGCACGCUCAGCAACAACAUAUGUAUCAAUACAACAACGGUAACAUGAACAACGGUGCAGCAUCAGCAGCAGCUGCAGCAACAGCAACCGGUGCCGGAAUUGGUAAAAUUGCUGACUACGAUCCACUGACGGAUGGUCCACGGAAUGUACCACAGCCGAACCGUCAAAGUGCAACGCUGAUUUACAGCUCCGGUAACAUGUCCUCGAACAACAAUCGACGAAUCGGUUCGGUUAACGACAUCGAUCCGGUUAAUGGUUACUAUGGCUCGGUAGCGGACAACUCGCAGGCGGCUCUAUAUCAGCAACAGCAGCAGCAGCAGCUUUAUCAACAACAGCAACAGCAACAUCGGCAAUCCCAGCAACAGCAGCCACAGUACAUUCAACCGCCCCAACAAUACGCUGCACCCGCAUCAAAUGCUACGGGCAAAUCGAUGAGCAAAGUGCGCGUUUACCGAGCCCUGUACGACUACGAGGCGCAGGAUAGUGAUGAGGUUGGUUUCAGCGAGGGUGACCUGAUCAUUGAGGUGAACUCGAUCGAUGCUGGCUGGAUGACGGGACGCGUCGAACGCACGGGCCUUACCGGCAUGCUGCCGGCGAACUAUGUAGAGCUGAUGAAAAUAUAAACACAACCCCCCAUCACCUUACUACAUCCACAAAGCGGUGCUGUGGAAGUGUGCGGUGCAUGUUCGUUCCUUCGAUCGACAAUAUAUGAUCGGGACGGGUCGGAAAAAUCAAACCCAGCAGUGCCGAUCACCUUUUGACCUUUUUUUCCACCCCAAAAACACUUGUACAACGGUGCUUGAUUAAAUCUUUCUUUAACCCGUCAAACAUUUCUUUUCGCCCUUAACAUGCCGACAUUUGUCACAGUGAAGCAGCGUUAGCAGUUAAUUGAACACUAUCCACAUAAGAGCGUGUUUCGUAGUAAACGGAAGUGAAAUAUGUUAAACGUCACUCGUGCAAACGAAGAAGAACGUAUUUGGGCAAACUGCUUUUACGCCUAUCCUUCCCCGGAAAGCGCCCGGUAGCGUUGGUUUUAAUUUAAUUUCUUUUUUGUUAUCUUUUUUUAGUUAUCAUUAUUAUUAAUCUUAUUAAAAUAAUUAUUAUUUUAAUUGCUAUUAUUACCGAUCUACUACAAUAUUACCCACCCGCGUCCUGGGUACUAUACGUACGUAGCAGUGCUUCUAUCCUUGUGCGCUGUUAUCUGUAAAGAGAUAAGGGGCAAAAAACGGCAAAUAUGAGUUGAAAAUUUGGAAUACAUACAUCAUAUAAUGUAUGCGAGAUACAGAAACGUUUGUUUUCUUUUCUCGAUACGUUUGAGCUAUGCUAACAGGAAGAACAUAAAAUACUACUUGAGGAGAAGGGUGCUGCCGUUUAAUAUAAUACAAUGUGCUAAUAUUAAACAACAGAACAGUAACCGUGGAUAGUGUGUAAAACACGUACGCAAUGUCAAGGGAUGUUAGUGAACCAAUGCUAACGCGAACGGGGAACAAGAAGUUUUUGUACAAGCAAUUACUCGUUUGAAUGUUGAACCUGGUAUUAUGCGAGUGUCGUCCUGUCGGUGCAGUAGGGACAUAAAACGCGUACUGUAAUAUUUUUUUGUAUUUAAAACACCACUUUUUAACUCAACCUUUCAAACGGCUUAGUGUGACCUACCGAGAAGUACUAAGUUAGUGAGAGUAGAGAAUGUGCUCUUCUUGGAGCAUCCCUGGUAGCUUACUUCCAGAAUUUGAUACGAUUCGUGCCUAAUAGAUAGAUUAUGCGUUAAAAAUCGUUUUUCGUUUUCUGUUUCAUGUAUAGCCAAACACAGCAAGUAAUCUGGAUAGGCAAAACAGAUUAGUUUAAAAAUACUAAGAACAAAAAAACAGAUGUAUACAAGUAACAGUUUAGCGAAUAAUCAAGUUAUAGUGGAAGAAUAAAGGAAACACAUACAACAUAAUAUUACCAUUUUCAACCCUCAUAAACAAACUUGAUUGCAAGAACAGUGUCUCCUGUGAACCUUCAAAUCAAUUGUAGAGAGAGAAAGAGCUUCCAAUGAGUCCAAUUUGUUUGUUUGUUUGUUUUCAUUUCUACUAUAAGCUCGAUUAGUGAAGAUGAAACGGAGUAGAUAGAUAUCAACAAACCACAUUGCGCCUUAGAGUAUAGAAGAAUCGCCUCACAACCGCCCUCUACCAUACGUGCUUUACCUUUUUGUAUGUUGGUACUAAUCAUCGUACAGGAACGUAACAAUUAUUCUACAAAACUAUUUCGAACCUAAUAUAAAACCCUUUUUCUAAUCUACACUUAACGACACAACAAAAUCAGUGGGAACGAUGUGUUGAAAUGGAUCCUCUACCCCCGUACCCUAUCCCCUUACAAUGUACUAUUUGUUAAAAGAAAAUAAACGUUAAGAAAAAUGUUAUACAGUUAGCAAAAGGUGCGAAAAAUGUACGUUUCGGGGAUUGUUUUUUGGUAAUGGUAGUGAAAAAGGAACAAAAAAAAAUUGGACCAGCAUUACAUAAUGGAAUCAUUGCCGCUGUAGGAAAAUGGUAGAAUAAAGCAUGAACUCAAGACGA
This is a messenger RNA of Anopheles funestus (African malaria mosquito), 4653 nucleotides long. RefSeq names its product LIM and SH3 domain protein Lasp. The transcript is spliced from 7 exons. Gene Ontology annotation, cellular component: focal adhesion. The record is from RefSeq and is a predicted model, not a curated record. Gene Ontology annotation, molecular function: actin filament binding. NCBI's taxonomy places the organism in Eukaryota, Metazoa, Arthropoda, Insecta, Diptera, Culicidae. The coding region runs from base 790 to 2724 and encodes 644 amino acids.